This is a messenger RNA of Hyaloscypha bicolor E, 1851 nucleotides long. RefSeq lists its product as uncharacterized. The transcript is spliced from 6 exons. Lineage: Eukaryota; Fungi; Ascomycota; Leotiomycetes; Helotiales; Hyaloscyphaceae. Bases 1 to 1851 code for a protein of 616 amino acids. The record is from RefSeq and is a predicted model, not a curated record. Gene Ontology annotation, molecular function: FAD binding.
AUGGUCAAUGGAAACCACGAUGCCAAACCUGUCAAGGAAAGCACGAAUCACGUGGUGGUGGUUGGCGCUGGUCCUGGCGGUCUCAUGUUGGCGUCUAAUCUGGUUCGAUAUGGAAUCAAAGCAACAAUCGUUGACGACCGUGUUGACAAGACGUCCACUGGUCGAGCCGAUGGUCUUCAACCGAAGACGAUCGAGACGUUCAAGCAACUUGGCUUGGCUGGCCCACUCUUACGGAGGGGCGUCAGAAUCUAUGAUAUCUGCUUCUGGAAUUCUUCAGCUGAUACUCCUCUCCGCAGGACGGGUAGAGAAGUGCAUUACCCGCCGGAGGUAGUCGACGUAGAAGAGCCAUACAUCCUUCUUGUUCACCAAGGAAUGAUAGAGGAUAUUUUUCUCAAAGACUUAAGAAUGCGAGGCGUUGAAGUGAUUCGAAGCAGCCCAUUCUUAUGUUACUCGCAAAAGAAAGAUGGGAACUCUCCCGUAGAGGUCGAAUGCACUGACCUGAAAACGGGAAAGACUCGACCUUUCAAGACUCAGUACCUAGUCGGCUGCGAUGGCGCUCAUUCUAAAGUCAGCAAGGUAAUGCUUGGCCCUGUUGAGCACAAUGAGAGCUCGAAAUCAGCGUGGGGAGUUCUGGACGGCGUUAUUGAGACCGAUUUUCCCGACCGUUGGAGUAAAGCUGUGGUCAGCUCAGAAACCGCAGGAUCAAUUUUGUGCAUCCCCAGAGAACGAAACAUGACCAGGCUGUACAUUGAGCUCCAUCCAGCAGAGGCUCCAAUAUCCUCAGAUGCUGCGACUGAGGAAUUUGUGAUGUGGCGAGCCAGGGAGAUCAUGAAGCCCUUCUCCCUCUCGUGGAAGACAGUUGAAUGGUUUGGAAUUUACAAAGUGGGACAACGAGUCGCCAAGCGAUUUUCUGACGAUCUGGAGCAAGUUUUUAUAGCUGGAGAUGCAGCUCAUUCACACUCUCCCAAAGCAGCUCAGGGCAUGAAUGUCAGUAUGCAUGACAGUUUCAAUCUUGCAUGGAAACUCAAUCUAGCCGUCCGAGGCCUUGCAGCUCCGGGUCUGCUUUCGACCUACGAGCAAGAGAGGAAGAAGAUCGCCGAAGACCUCAUCGACUUCGACUUUGGUCAUGCAAAUGCAAUCUCGGCAGGUGACCCCGUAGCUUUGGCCGAAAACUUCACCAAGAACAUCCGAUUCAUCUCCGGAGUUGGUGCAGAGUAUUCAGAAAACAUCCUCAACGUACUUGAAAAGAAUUCCAAAGGAGGAUUACGAUCCGGCUCGUUGCUGUUGCCUGCCAAGGUCACGAGAUACAUCGACGCCAACCCCGUCGAUAUCCAGCUCGAUAUUCCAAUGCUCGGACAGUUCCGCAUCUUUUUCUUUACUCCAGACGUCAAAACCGCUUGCGCCUUCCUUGACAAAGUUUGCGAAGAGAUUGCGUCUCCAAGAACGAUUCUUGGCCGUGUGUCCAAUGCUGCUGCGGUUUCUUAUGCUACGCUCAGCCCAGUUCACACUGAGAUGGAUGAAUUCGUCCAGCCAAACCGGUACACUGGUGCCUCGAAAGUCUUCACUUACUCCAUAGUAACAACCAUGAACAAGGAAGACGUUGAGAUUGCCGAUCUUCCGCGACUCCUACAGGACAGCUGCUGGACUUUCUACUUGGAUUCUGUGAUGAAGAAGCCGACUUGCACUGAGAAGUGGCUUGGAAAGCUUUCCGAGCACGAGGUUGCGAUUGUGAACGUGAGGCCGGAUGGAUAUGUGGGAAGCGUUGGUCGCUGGAAUGCGAUUGAUGUUGGCGCUGACUGUGAAGCAGUGACUUGGCUGGAUGCAUAUUACAAGGGUUUCUUGAAAGCUUGA